This is a messenger RNA of Saccostrea cuccullata (small rock oyster), 1785 nucleotides long. RefSeq names its product zinc finger and BTB domain-containing protein 49-like. Bases 1 to 1785 code for a protein of 594 amino acids. Gene Ontology annotation, cellular component: nucleus. The record is from RefSeq and is a predicted model, not a curated record. Gene Ontology annotation, molecular function: DNA-binding transcription factor activity, RNA polymerase II-specific; RNA polymerase II transcription regulatory region sequence-specific DNA binding. Gene Ontology annotation, biological process: regulation of transcription by RNA polymerase II. The transcript has a single exon. NCBI's taxonomy places the organism in Eukaryota, Metazoa, Mollusca, Bivalvia, Ostreida, Ostreidae.
AUGCGCAAUCAAGAAACAUUUUUUAUGCAAACACCAAUUUUAUCAGGACAACAAGUGAUACAAACAGUAAAUGGUUUUAAUCACAACAUAAUCCAGACUAAACAGGAGCCAUUGUUACUUACAAACACUGGAAAGACAGGGGCUGUGACAAAUGGUCCUACUUGCCAACUACUGUCAGUUUUACCGCAGACAUCCACAGAUCCAAGUGUAUCCAAUUCUCAAUCGAUCAAUCAAGCCAACAUCUCUCAGCCAAAUGGCACCAGCUGUAGUUUUGCUUUCCGAGUGAAUCAGAAUUCACUCUCUGUGUCAUCUCAGGCUUCAGCUGCAACAGUUUCAACCAAUUUUGGAUCUAUCAAUGAGGCAAACCAUUCUCAGAAUAAGGGUACAACCUGCAGUCCUGCUUUUCAAGUUCAGAUGAAUUCAGUGUCAGUAUUAUCUCAAACUCCUACUGCAUCAACUUUAACCAAUUCUGUCAAUCAGACAAACAUUUCUCAGAAUGAGGUCAUACCCAGCAGUAAUCCUGCUUUCCAAAUUUAUCAGAAUUCACUGUCAGUAUUAUCUCAAACUUCCACAGCAUCAACUUUAAUCAAUUCUGGAUCAGUCAAACAAGCAAAUAUUUCUCAGUCAGCACAGAGCACAAGUUGUACUCCUGCUUGCCAAGUUCAGGUGAAUUCAGUUUUAUCCCAGACUUCCACGGUAUCAGUACCAUAUAACUGUGACUCCAACAAUGAAAGAGCAUCUGACAAGACAUUAUGUGACAAUAAGCCAAAUAGUGAAAUGCUGCAACCCAGAUCUCCAUGUGAGAAAACUGCAGACAACAUACAGCAGCCAAAGAAAUUCAAGCCAAGUAUGCCAGGUCAGAAGUGCCGUCCAUUCAGAAGUUUUAAACUAGUGUUAGAUAAUGAUACAGAGCCUGUUGUUUCCUCUUCCUUGUGCAAAGCAAGAACUUUAGAAGAGAGUGAAAAUGAGGACAGUUCACCUGGUGGAAGCACUCAAGAAAAGGAAAAUGAGGCUCAAAGAGCAGAUAGUAAAGACUUCAAUGAACUAUCUAGAGAAUCUUCAACUUGUGAAAAUGAUACCAAUGAUUCAGAGGAUUUGGAAUGUGCAGGAGAUAACAGCUCAAAUGACUGUGAUAAAGAAGAGUUGCGAGAUGAGGAAAAGAUUAGGGUUAAGUUCAAGGAGAAGGAUUUAAUGCAGAAUACACAGAAAGGCAAGAAAAGUAAAUGCAAUCUGUGUGGAAACUAUGUAGUAAAGUUGGAUUUACAUUUUGAAAGAUACCAUAGUACUCCGUCCAAGUGUAAAUAUUGUGGAAAGAUGUUUGAGGAUAUGUGGGAAACAAAAAAGCAUAUGCAAAAGGAUCAUUUGGAACAAUUGAAUAAAGAAUUCACUUGUAAUAUUUGCCACCAAACAUUUUCCGAAAAACAAGAUCUGAGAAACCAUAAGUUUUCAGCCCAUGGAAGUAAAAGAAAAUUCACUUGUGAGGAGUGUGGAAGAAACUUCAAUCAUUUAUCAACAUUGGAAAGUCAUCGCAAAGUUCACACUGGGGGUGAUAGAAGUUAUGUUUGUGAAAUAUGUGGUAAACGGUUCCCUCCCCGAAACACAUUGAGGCAUGCAAGAAUGCAUAGUCAGACAAGGGAAUGCAAGUGCCCCUACUGUGAUAAGUCGUUCAAUGAAAAGGAUCAACUUCAGAAACAUCUUCGCUUACAUACGGGUGAAAAACCAUACAAAUAUGUAGGCAUUGUCCAAAGGCCUUUAACCACAAUGUAUCGCUUAAAGCUCAUGUGA